Messenger RNA from Fundulus heteroclitus (mummichog), 4840 nucleotides. RefSeq names its product adenosylhomocysteinase-like 1 (gene ahcyl1). The transcript has 17 exons. Lineage: Eukaryota; Metazoa; Chordata; Actinopteri; Cyprinodontiformes; Fundulidae. Gene Ontology annotation, cellular component: cytosol. Bases 543 to 2210 code for a protein of 555 amino acids. The record is from RefSeq and is a predicted model, not a curated record. Gene Ontology annotation, biological process: L-methionine cycle.
UUGUCCUCAGCCUCCUUGGCAACGGUCACACUGCCUUUGCAGACUAACAUUUACUUCAUGCGAACUGACGACGAGCUACAGAAGCAGCGCGUAAAUACUUUAUGAACUCUUUAGUUUGGCACCUCGAGUGUUUUAUUUCUGCAUUCUGUCCUCCAGCCGGAGCGCUGUUCGGAUGAUCGCCGCCUGAAACCAGCCUACUUCCUCAGGUGACAGGCUCAGCCUACCGCCCCCUCCCAUCAGGGAUGCUUCUGUCUAAGGUUGACAGCACAACGCAGGACCAGCAACUGCCUCUGCGGCUCUUCUAGGGAAUUUGAGAAGACUGGAAAAAAAACUGCACCCAAGCGUCUACUUCUUUACCCCUUUAUAUAUAGAUUAGAGGAUACGUGCUGUCGUGCUUUAGAAUCUGUUGGGUCAUUUUAAGCCAUAAAGCAAAGAAGGCGACGGACGGAGCUGACGUUAGUUUAAACUCCACUUACAGCCGGCUUUUUUUUUUUGUGUGUGUGUCCCCCCCAUCUUCCUUCUUUCCGUAUCACUUGGAUGCAAUGACAGACUCGGCAGUGGACAGCAAAACGGAGGUCAAGCAGGCCACCAAAUAUGUCAAAGAGACGGAAAACGUCGCGGAGAAAUACUCCGCGUUGACCGUCAGCAAGAACAGCAGCGACGUGAACAUGAACGUCGGCGAGAUGCCCUCCGCCGCCUUCACCGCAGUCCCGACUCUGAAGUCAGUGAAGAAGAUUCAGUUUGCGAAUGCAGAGGACAAGCAGGAAUUCAGCAAGUUUCCAACCAAGGCCGGUCGCCGCUCCCUCUCCCGCUCUAUCUCACAGUCCUCCACAGACAGCUACAGCUCAGCUGCAUCCUACACCGACAGCUCGGAUGAUGAAACCUCCCCCCGGGACAAAGCCCAGGUCAACAGCCACGGCAGCACCGACUUCUGUGUGAAGAACAUAAAACAGGCUGAAUUCGGCCGGCGAGAAAUUGAAAUAGCAGAGCAAGACAUGUCUGCCCUGAUCUCGCUGAGGAAGAGAGCGCAGGGGGAGAAGCCCCUGGCUGGUGCGAAGAUAGUCGGCUGUACCCACAUCACUGCUCAGACAGCCGUCCUGAUUGAAACUCUGGUGGCCCUCGGUGCCCAGUGCCGCUGGACCGCAUGCAACAUCUACUCCACUCAAAACGAGGUGGCCGCUGCUCUUGCUGAAACCGGUGUACCUGUGUUUGCGUGGAAAGGUGAAUCGGAGGACGACUUCUGGUGGUGCAUCGAUCGCUGUGUCAACACCGAUGGCUGGCAGGCCAAUAUGAUCUUGGAUGAUGGAGGAGAUUUAACCCACUGGGUUUACAAGAAAUAUCCCAGCGUGUUCAAAAAGGUCCGAGGAAUAGUGGAGGAGAGUGUCACUGGGGUCCACAGAUUGUACCAGUUGUCUAAGGCCGGCAAACUGUGUGUCCCUGCAAUGAAUGUGAAUGACUCAGUUACAAAGCAGAAGUUUGACAACCUCUACUGCUGCCGCGAAUCUAUCCUGGACGGCCUGAAGAGGACCACAGACAUAAUGUUUGGAGGCAAACAAGUGGUUGUGUGUGGUUAUGGGGAGGUGGGCAAAGGCUGCUGCACUGCUCUUAAAGCCCUCGGCGCCAUUGUGUGUAUCACAGAGAUUGACCCCAUCUGUGCCCUGCAGGCAUGCAUGGACGGAUUUCGAGUGGUCAAGCUGAGUGAGGUCAUUCGGCAGAUGGACGUGGUGAUAACUUGCACUGGCAACAAGAAUGUUGUUUCCAGAGAACAUCUUGACCGAAUGAAGAAUGGCUGUAUUGUCUGCAACAUGGGACAUUCCAAUACAGAGAUCGAUGUGGCAAGCCUACGCAGCCCUGAACUGACCUGGGAGAGGGUUCGCUCUCAGGUCGACCACAUUAUCUGGCCAGACGGAAAAAGGGUUGUUGUGCUGGCAGAGGGUCGUCUGUUAAAUCUGAGCUGCUCUACGGUGCCUACGUUUGUGUUGUCCAUCACUGCUACAACUCAGGCUCUGGCCUUGAUUGAGCUGUACAACGCUCCAGAGGGACGUUACAAACAAGAUGUUUAUCUUCUGCCCAAGAAAAUGGAUGAGUACGUGGCCAGUCUGCACCUGCCCAACUUUGAUGCCCACCUGACGGAGCUGUCUGACGAGCAGGCGAAGUACAUGGGGCUGAACAAGAACGGCCCGUUCAAGCCAAAUUACUACAGGUACUAAUAAGGAUGUCUUCUACUCAGCAAAAUGUUGCCCUGGGAUAAACAGAGAUAUCUAUUUUAUUUUCUAAACUACUGCAAAACGGAGGAAUUAUUUUACUUAUGCUGAAUGUAACUUAUUAAUAGCACCUUAGAAGUAGAUUUAAAUAUUACAGGAUGAGACGAAUAGAGAACUUAUAAUAUAUAAUCAACUAACAUUGUUCUUUCCUGUGUUCAAAAGGCACCCUACUUGCAUGCAUUGAUGUUUCUGUGUAUUUAGUUGUUACUGAUUUUUCUUCUUGAUCACAGAGCUGUUGAUUUGUUUUUUUACUCUACUUACGCGCGGUGCCAAAUUAUGGCCGUUUCUGAUCUGUUUGUCCGUGGCAUAGAGAAUAUAUGGGCACAUUCAUUGAGCCGGAGUUUAGGCAGAGCCAAAGCAAACUCUGUGUUGGUAUGCAUAUCAUUUUAGGGGUUUUGUGUGGAUAAAACAUUAAUUUGAAAACUAUCUGCACAUAAGCCCUACAAGGUAACAUCCACACAUUCUUGAAACACAGAACAUCUAGAAGGAUUCAUAUCCAUUUCUCGUAUUUUUUCAAGUUACAGCGACAAGCUUCAAUGUAUUUUAUUGGGAUUUUUUGACAGAUUACCACAAGGUCGCUCAUAACUAUGAAAUUGAAGAAGAGGAUACGUAAAUUUUUUUAAAUGACACAAAUAAGCAUCUGAGAAGGUUUUUAAAUGCAGUAAGUUUCAGCCACCCUGAGUCAAUACUUUGUGGGAGCACCGUUCACUACAAUGAAUGCCGCACAUGUUUUAUCCUAUGUGUCUCUACCACCUUUGCACAUUUAGAGUCUGACAGUUUUGUCCAUUCUUAUUCGCAAAAUACUUCAAGCUCAAUCAGAUUGGAUGGAUGCCACCUGAAAACUGCAAUUUUUCCCAAUCUGUUGGCAGAUUCCAUUGUGACAAGAUUUAACUAUUGUGUUCAGGGAUAUUUUCCUACUGGGGAACCUUAACCCCAGUUUCAGGCCCUGCUGCCUCUGAUUUCCUUCCAGGUUAUAUUGACUCGGACAACUUGCCAGUCCCAGCUGAAAAAAGAUUUUCCCACUGCAUGAUCCUGCCACCACCAUGUCACACAAUGGGGAUAGUGUGUAUUUUUUCACUGCAUAAUGCAAUAUUGUCAUAGUUUAUCUCAUCAGACCAAAACACCUCCAUCCACAUAUUAGCUGACUGCUGAUAAAGUGUCUUCUUAAGGCAACUGAACUCUCUUUUAUUUAGGGGCACCAGGGUAAAGGGGGCCAAACAUAAGUAAUUGUCACACUUCUCAGAAUCAAUUUUGUAUAAAAGGAAAAAAUAAACCCAUUUAUCCCUUUUCUCUCACUUCAUAAAUAUACGGAUUUUGUAUUGUUCUAUCAAUGAAAUGCAUUUUAGUUUUUUGGUUGUAACAUAAAAGGUGAAAAGGUUUAAAGGAUGUGAAUACUUUUUCAAGGCCCUGCAAAUCCACACGAGGAUAAAUGUUUGUUCAACGGCAAAUGAAAACAGAAGACGUUAGUUUUGACUGAUGUUUUAAAGAUUAAAUUAUUAAUGGAGGGAAUUUAGAAAAGCCUGAGGAGUAGAACCACAAGGGGUUUUUCAAUGAAUGAUAACUUCCCUCAUUUAUUUCCAGCUCUCCGUUUGCUCCCCCACAUUCCACUCCUGAUCUCUGUCACCGUAAAACCCUUUUGCCUGGAUGAUGCCUUUUAAGGCCAUGGUAUGAAUGUGCCUUUUGAUUAUUUAAAAACUCUGUAUCCAAAGAGGUUGGGACACUGUUUCCAGUGGAAAUAAUUGAAAAGCACCCAAGAUUCAAUUUAUUUGGAAACAGAAAAAAGUGUAUUUUGAUCUUUCUGGUAAGAAUUGUUGUUUUUAUUGGAACAGAUUCAGGAGAAGACUAAAAUAUCUGUCUCUGAGAAUUAAAUAUUGGCAGGAGAAACUUCUUAAGCAAAUAAAUUGAACAUUUGUAUUUCAUUACUAUUAAAAUUUUAGGUUAGGGUUAGUAAUGAAAUCAGACUAGAGCUGUAAAAAGUAUGAAAAGCAAGGAGUUACUUAUUUGGGUAAGACAAUAACGGCACAGUGAUACGUCUCGGUGCCUACAGUCCUGAUCUGUUACUGAGUUUAAAAAUUUAGUUGUAGAAUACAGUAGUCUUGUCUCAAUUGGGUGACAUUAAUUCAUAUUUUAUGUAACUUUAAAAAAGUAUGUUGUCAAAAUCAGUUACAAAUAAGCAGACUGUGUUAUAUUUAGUUUCAGCAUCUGCACUAUUGGCUUUAGGGAAUCCCACAAGUGUCCUAACUUGUUUUGAAACAGGUUUUAACAACCAUCAGCGCUGACCUUAAUUUAACUGUCACUUCCUUUGUUUUCUUUUCUUUUUUUUUUUUAGUUAAACAACAAAUAUUUAAACGUAAUGUCUUCCUUCCACUGCUUCUGGUAGUAAUUGUAACUCUAAUAUAUAAGAUAUGCUUUAAGAAAAAUAUUGGACUUUAUGUCUGGCAUAUGAUUGUCACUGUCUCAAUUUGAUUCAACAGGGUCACCUUAAGUAACAUUUUAUGUGAUUGCAAUGACAUUAAGUGUUCUAUGUAUGUACAUUCAUGCGUUAAAUCAGCAAUAAAGCAAAGCUUUUUAACCCA